AUGGAGAGUCCAUUUGAAGAAGAUGCUGAGAUAAAAGCAAACCAAAUGGAAGAAGAUGAGUCAGAUUUAGACAUUAUGCUGGUGAUGUUAUUUAAUAUGGCAACAACUUAUGUGAGGAAUGACGAUCGCAUACAACGCCCUAUUCAUCGGCCAAUCACUGACAUUGGUUAUGAUUAUAUUCAAAAUGCUUUGAAAGAAGAUCCUGAGCACUUUCGGUCACUAUAUCGCAUGUAUCCAAGCUCAUUUGAAAAGUUUUAUGAUCUUAUUAUAAUGAAGACAGGUCUAAGAGAUACCCGGAAUAUAUGCGUUGAAGAAAUGGUGGCCACAUUUUUACUUGUUGUUGGUCAAGGUUCGAGAUAUGGGUACACAAGAGACACAUUUAAGAGAUCAAAGUUCACUAUAAGUGAAAAUUUUCACAAGGUCUUACGAGCACUAAAUACCUUAGCACCUUAUUUGAUGGCAAAACCUGGAGUUACAACGGCUGCAAAGAUAAGUGAGAGCACAAGGUUUUAUCCCUAUUUCAAGGACUGUAUUGGAACUAUGGAUGGUACACAUAUUUUUGCAAUGAUACCAACUUCUGAUGUUCCGAGCUAUCGUAAUCGCAAAGGAUUUGUAUCACAAAAUGUCCUUGCUGCUUGCAACUUUGAUAUGGAAUUCAUGUAUGUUCUUAGUGGAUGGGAAGGAUCAGCUCAUGACUCAAAAAUUUUAAGUAAUGCUUUGACAAGGCACAGUAGCAGACUAAUCGUUCCAGAAGGGAAAUUUUAUCUGGUACACUGUGGAUUUGUAAAUCGUCAAAAGUUUUUAGCUCCAUUCAGACGUACUCGAUAUCAUUUACAAGACUUUAGAGGUGAAGGCCGUGAUCCUAAAAACCAAAAUGAGCUGCUUAAUUUGCGGCAUGCAUCUUUGAGAAACGUGAUCGAGCGAAUUUUUGGUAUUUUCAAAUCUCGUUUUCUGAUUUUCAAGUCAGCGUCGCCUUUUUCGUUUACAACACAAGCAGAAUUGGUUUUAGCUUGUGCUGGAUUAUAUAACUUUCUACGGAAGCAUUGUCGGUCUGAUGCCUUUCCAGAGGAAAUGAUCACUCCAAACAAUGACCAAACAAACUUUGAAGAAGCUGUACAUGUAGGUGCUCUUGAAUCUCAACAAAGAGAAUAUGCUAACAACUGGAGAGACACAAUAGCUCUUAGUAUGUGGAAUGAUGCCGUCGAAGCUGGGAGUCAGCGUUAA
Messenger RNA from Raphanus sativus (radish), 1224 nucleotides. RefSeq lists its product as uncharacterized. The transcript has 3 exons. Lineage: Eukaryota; Viridiplantae; Streptophyta; Magnoliopsida; Brassicales; Brassicaceae. The coding region runs from base 1 to 1224 and encodes 407 amino acids. The record is from RefSeq and is a predicted model, not a curated record.